AUGGGCACCCAGAAAGGCGUGCCACCGACAAAUGGAAAACUCCGACAGAAGUUUCGACUUAGCAGUGCAAGAGAUGAAACGGGGCCGCUGAAGGGUAGCAUCCAUGCGAGGACCGUUACCGUCUCAGACAACCUUCGGCGUGCCAAAGAGACGCCUCGCAUUCUGCACACCCAAGGCAAGGUGGAGCCGACAGCCUUUGAUUGGAACCCGUCAGAGAAUUUCGACGGUGGAGGGGAAUAUGGGGGGGGAGUAUCACGCGAACAUGUUGAUGCUGGAGUCGUUAGAAAGCGUUACGCUGUAUCAGACACGCCAAUGCAUGAAUGGAGGCCGUACAGCCAGGAGUAUCUUAUGGAGAGACUUCGCCUAGAGGGACGUGGAGACGCGGCUGCCCUGCAAGCUUGCCCUACUUGCGGGAUUGAUGAAGCGCCCGAGUACACCUGUGACGAGUGCUUUGAGGGUCUGCUAGAAUGCCGCAGCUGCUUUCUAUCCCGACACCUCCGCAUGCCGCUGCACCGUGCUAAGCGGUGGAGUGGGGCUUACUACGAACGUGUCUCAAUGGCCGACUUGGGCCUGAGUAUACAACUUGGGCACCCUCUUGACCUUGAAUGCGUUAACCCGGAGCCUGGCCAUAAAUCCUUCACUGUGAUCCAUAACAACGGAGUUCAUAUGGUGAAUGUUCGGUUCUGCAAUUGUGAACGGCGCGUGAGCCAUCGCAUACAAAUCCUUCGCGCCAACUGGUGGCCUGCAAGUGUUCAUUAUCCACGAACUUGUGCGACAGUAGAGGUAUUGAAAACAUACCACGUCUUGACGCUCUCAGGCAAGAUAUCGUGCUGGGAAUACUAUCAGUCCCUAGAGCGGAUGACAGACAAUUGCGGCAUCAACAUACCGAAUGCGACUCUCUUGAUUGUUCAGACCAGAUACAAGUCGUUCUUCCUCAUGGUACGCCAAUUCCGAACCGAGAGAAUGUUCAAACGUGGGGGGAGAGGGAGCAUCGAAGGACUGAUGGCUGAUACGGACAAAGGACAACUUGCUCUGAAGUGUCCAGCCUGUCCAGAGCCAGGCGUCAACUUGCCGGAGGGAUGGCAAGCGGCGAUCUCAGAAAAGAGACACCUCUACAGCCUUCUUGUCUCCCUGGACGCCAAUUUUCGCCUGAAAAAUCGUUUACGCUCCUCCGAUGAAGCCGAUCCUGGCCUUGUUACAGGUCUAGCGUACUUUGUCGAGCCUGCGGCAUAUGCCACACAUCUGAAGAAAUACUCAGAGCAGAAAGACACAAGUAAUUGCAGUGGCUUCAAAACCCUGGCAGCCGCUGAGUCCAAGUUUUCAGCUGGAAUGAGAGCGACGGGCGUCGGGAUGUGUGUUUGCUCUCGACACGAGAUGGUCAGGCCUUUGGGGAUUGGAGACCUACAAAAGGGAGAAAGAUACUGCAAUAUGGACUGGAUUCUACUCAGUGCCAUCAACUCAUUCUCCCUUUUUGUGCUCUACAUAAUAUACGACAUCGCCUGCCAAUACAAGAUCCAUUUCAAGGACCGGAUGGCUGCUUUACCCGAGGCAAUGCGACUCCCGGAAGGCCUGGCACCGUACUUUGCGAUUCCGAAGUGUCACUGUCCGGCGCAUAAACAGGAGUGCCAAACUCCUCACUCGCUCAACCUAAUGCCAGGGGUGGGCCGGACAGAUGGAGAAGGAAUUGAACGUGAUUGGGCAGCGCUCAACCCAGUCGCCAACAGUACCAAAGAGAUGGGUCCCGGGGGUCGUCACGAUACCUUAGAUGACCACAUUGCCCAUCACAAUUGGCGAAAGCUAGCAGGUCUUGGAGAUACUUUGCACCGCAGACUCUGGGUUGCAAUCGCCGAGAGCUCACGACAAACAAUACUAUUUCAGGAAUUCACCUCGUCUAUUGAGGUCCGCGACAAGGGGAUUAUCGAGGGGUGGACCAGAAUGGUGAUGGAUUGGGAAGUUGACAAGACGAAGCCAAACCCGUACGAAGUUGCUAAGCAACACUCAGCGAAGUCGCAGAAGGACGUUCGCUUGGAGUUGAUAGAAGAGGAACGGAAGGUUCUGUCGACACACAAGACAACACCAACAACAUUUCUUACCACGUCAAUGGAUAUAGAAGAUGCUCAGCGGAAGGUUCGCAAUGCUCGCAAUCAGCUAGACAUGACCCCAGCACAAGCGGAAGACCUUCAAAAACGUCGCCUUACCAUUCAGCGUUCCCUCACCCGGAUCCGCACUGCACAGCGUAUUUACAUGCCAAUUCUAGUGGCACUCGAUGACGACUCCGAAGAUGAACCAAGCCAACGUGACAUUGAAGACGAGCCUGUCUGGCUUCCAUCAUUACUCAAUACGGACCAGCGAGCGACAUGUUCCUCAGCACUUGUGGAGAAAGAGGAUCGUCUUCGGGAAGCACAGUGCCAUGACGCCCUCGACAGCAUCCGUUCGCUCCAGCGAGGAAAGGCUCAAUAUAUCAUAUACAAGAAUCGCAAUGUCCGAGGCCAGCGGCCAAGUACCAGAGCCCGUGCAUCACUGGAUCGCCUUGAUGAGAAGAUCCAGCUAAAGGCUGCACAGUACCGAGAUGCGCAUCAAGCCCUUGUUAGGCUCCGGGGUACCGGCGACUGGGAGUCAACACUUCGCCCCCUCUCGGAAGAAGAUCUUCGUCCGCCAGCUGCCUUCGACAUUGACGACCCUGACGACACAUAUGGUCCCGAUGGACGUCGGAAAAGCAAAAAGAAGAUGAAGGAGAUUGAGUUGAGGCUUGGGGAGGGGUAUAAACAUACCUCAUGGGUGUGGGCCGCUGGGGCUGCCCUGCCGGAUGACGAGGAUCUGGAAACCAGCGAUAUUAUGGUUCGAGUUGAGUGGGCCAAGGCACGAGCACGUUCCCAGCGUUGGCAAGAAGAAGUUGCCCUGCUCCAAGAAGAAAUGCGGCGUACUCGUGUAUCGCUGCAGGCACGAGCUGAGUGGUGGUCCCAAACUACGCAACCAGUGCCUGGGUCCGAUUUGGCAACUCUCAAAGGUGCGGAGGCCUAUGCAAAACGCCAGGCAGCCGUGUACGUCGCGCUCAAAGACCAUUUCACAUACCUAUGGGAACAGCCACUACGCAAACGGCUACGGACAAAGCCUAUCGCCGUGAUCACGCUCUCCGGAGCCAUUGAGGGCCACGACGACGAGUGUGAAGAAGAUGAGGAGGACACCCAGCCGGCCUCUAAUGAUGCUACCAAAUUCACCCCAUUCACAGCCAGCAACAACCCACAUCCAAGGGGCGAUUCUACCGGUGAACCAACGCUCCCCCCGCCGCCUGACGAUGCUCCCCCGCCACCACGCAACGAUGAUCCCCUGCUGCCGUGUGACGAUGAUCCAGCCGUUUUGUCCCCUACCAUGUCUGCAGAGGGCUCGAGUACCCCCAUGGACUUGGACUAA
Pleurotus ostreatus (oyster mushroom) is the source of this 3411-nucleotide messenger RNA. RefSeq lists its product as uncharacterized. The transcript is spliced from 11 exons. Lineage: Eukaryota; Fungi; Basidiomycota; Agaricomycetes; Agaricales; Pleurotaceae. Bases 1 to 3411 code for a protein of 1136 amino acids. The record is from RefSeq and is a predicted model, not a curated record.